GCUUCGCGUCUAACUCGUCUCUCCCGCACCAGCCCUGGUUUAUUUUACCUCUACUGAACCACUUCGGGAGUGAUAUAGGAUUAACUUUACCCGUUUUAUCCGAAGCCUUUGUUGAAAGAGCCUGAACAAGGAACUUGUUUUGUCUCCAUUUUUGCUUUCUCGGACGGAAUUGACAAACGGAAGAAAAUGCGUCUCAUCCACAACAUGACGACAAUUGCGGAGUAUCCGGCAGCUGAGUACUCGGUGCCCAACCGGGUCAUUAAAAUGGCUGUGAUAGGAGGCAGCGGAGUUGGGAAAACCGCGCUCGUGGUGAGAUUCCUAACGCGGCGCUUCAUCGGCGACUACGAGAGAAAUGCUGGUAAUCUCUACUCCAGAGAAGUCCAGGUUGAUGCAGAGCAAGUGACCAUCCAGGUUCAAGACACUCCUGGUGUGGAGCUGACUGACAAUGGCAUCAGUCUACCUGACCAUGUGACCUGCUCCAUCCAGUGGGCUGACGCAGUGGUGCUGGUGUACUCUGUGACAGACCGCAACAGCUUUGACUUGAUUAAUCAGUUGCACCAGCUGAUUGUUCGUGUUGGCGGCGCCAAUAUGCCUCCUGUAAUUCUUCUGGCCAAUAAAGCUGACCUGCUGCACCUGAGGCGGGUCGACUCCCAGCAGGGCCCAUUGCUGGCAAGCACACUGGGCUGCUCUUUCUAUGAAGUAUCUGCCAGUGAGGACUACAGCCAGGUGCACAAGGCUUUCCACAGGCUGUGCUGCCAGCUAGCCAAACAGCCGCCUCCUGCCUCCAACUCAGCCAGUGCUGCCACGGAGAAGAGGCGCUCGCCCCUAAUCCCCAGGCCAAAGUCUCCCAACAUGCAAGACCUGAAGAGGCGCUUCAAGCAAGCGCUGUCGGCGAAAGUCAGGACUGUCACCUCGGUGUGAGAAAGGACUCACAGAAAGGCAGAAACCAUUGAGAAAUUAGGACAGAAGAUUCAUGCUUCUCCACUGAUGUCCCGUACCAGUCUGGCUGACAAAGACGGGUGUGACAUGAACUGGUCCUAAAGGGGCUGGACGCUGAAUCUUUACAGAGGUGGUGACCUCUAAGUGGGCAGGUGUCCUUUCAGAUACCAUGUGUGAGGAGAAGCCGUGAGGAAGUUCUUCAUCUGUUCAGAAGAGAUGACUCCUCAGGACGCAGAGGCAGCAUUGUGAGGUUGACUGAAUCCGACUCUCUGCAUAUAAAAUCAAACUGUAAAUCAAGCUCUCCUGGCAACAGCAACUCUGAAGGACUACUGCUUAUUUUUAGCUGUGCGGCCCAUUGUGGCAGUUUUAUCCAGUGUCAUUACAUGGCACUGCUGAAUGCUGGAAUUAUUAUACCAGCUAAUUGUGCCAGUGCUCUGUGCAGCUGUGUGUGUGCCCUCUCUUGUAUGUCAAUACCUACAGUGUAUAUUUUUGCAGCAUCUAGAACAAUCAUUUUGUAUGACAGAAAUGAUGAGGUAGUGGAACAGCAGACACCAUAUGUAGCAUGUGGAGGUUAUCAUCACUGCACUUUAAUAAAAAGGAAUAAUCCAAAGGGCCUAUUUGUUAUAAAUUCUCAUUUUGUUCACAAUAAAAAUGACGAUGAAUUUGA
Molecule: messenger RNA, 1606 nt
Organism: Micropterus salmoides (largemouth bass)
Lineage: Eukaryota; Metazoa; Chordata; Actinopteri; Centrarchiformes; Centrarchidae
Gene: rasl11b
Product: RAS-like, family 11, member B
Exons: 4
Coding region: 187-921 (244 amino acids)
Molecular function (GO): GTPase activity; GTP binding
Source: RefSeq, a predicted model, not a curated record